AUGGGUCAGUCAGGUGGAAAAUUGUGGAAAUAACAAGGGACAUCGGAGACACGACUGGAAAGCCAGAAAGUUUGUAUUGCUCAAGGGUGCAAGUGGUUUGCUUUAUUAUCAAGGAUCUAAGCAUGCGGUCAGCCUGGCUUGCUGUUAACUCAAGACGAUCUAUUUUAAGAAUGACUGGCUAGUCAUAAAUGCCGGUCAAUGACUGAAAUGUAACACAAUACAAGUUCCCGGAUGUAUGUAAUACAUCAACUCCCUACCGACUAUGUGACUGAUAUUAACAAUUAAGAGGUAUGCAGUACAACACAAUAGUCUAAUCUACUAAAAAUUCAGACUGUCUGGUGCUUUGCUUCUGCUGGAAUGACGGACUGGAGUCACUUCUUUGCUCCUUUGUUGAUGCUCUAGUUGGUUCCACGUGUGUCUCUAAGUUUUCUGGUCCUGUGCUAAUCUCCGAUGGUGGUACCAUUGUGUCCUGUUCUUAUUGUUUGUCAACUCCAUCUUGUUGUUGUUCUCGUAAGUUUGGUGUGACAUUCGACUCCUCGGGUUCUAUAUAUAGUUGGGCUGAGGUGAUCGGUGAUACGAUACGACAGCUGGAGCAAGACAAAACGAUUGCGAAUCCAAUGGUUGCUGAAUGUGACAUUUGUUCAACUCCCAGGCCAUUGCUUGAUGCUCAUAAUAGUGAACUGAUAGCCGCCAUGCAAGACCCUGAUGCCGGCGUUCCACUCGGCGAGCACAAGAAUGGACUGAAAACAUACAAAGACUGUUUUGCUGGUUGUGAGUUAAUUAAGUGGUUGUUGUCAUUGUCGUUUGUCACAAUGACGGAGGAAGGAUGUCAAUUAGUAAACAGUCUGUUGAACGAAGCGUAUCUUCAGCCAGUGAGAGGGUUGAGUAAAGAGUCGUUCAAGAAGCAUUCGCAUUCGAAGAAGUUGGCGUUUGUGGAUGGUGUAGGAAGUUUGUAUAGAUUUGUUACAUUUGAUGAUUUUGAGAUGGUGAAGGUUUUGGGUUGUGGGAUGUUUGGCAAGGUUGUUGUUGCACUUGAGAAAGCUGCACAAAAAGUAGUCGCCAUAAAAAUCUUGAAAAAAGAUGUAAUUAUUGCAAAGCUGGAGAUUCUUCUAUUGGACAGACACGGACACAUCAAGCUUGCAGACUUUGGUCUUUGUAAAGAAGACAUCACGAAAGGCACAACGACCAGCACCUUCUGUGGAACACCAGAAUAUCUAGCACUCGAGGUUUUAGAAGAAAGUGAUUACGGUCGAGCCGUUGACUGGUGGGGUGUGGGUGUGGUCAUGUAUGAGAUGAUUUGUGGUCGGCUGCCGUUUUAUAACAGAGACCACGAAGUGUUGUUUGAGCUCAUUCUGACUAUGUGUGAGAUGAUGGUUUGAAAUUUGCAUGAUGCUGAUGUGGGUUGUUUUCUUAGGAAGCAAUCAAGUUUCCUCAACGAGCGUCUUCUUUGUUGAGAUCUUUGCUAGCUGGACUGCUGGAGAAGGAUCCACGGAAAAGACUUAGUGGAGGUGACUGUGGUGCAUCUGAGAUUAUGGAGUAUGCCUUCUAUAGCAGCAUCAACUGGCAGGACAUUUACGAUCGCAAGGCAAGU
Molecule: messenger RNA, 1591 nt
Organism: Corticium candelabrum
Lineage: Eukaryota; Metazoa; Porifera; Homoscleromorpha; Homosclerophorida; Plakinidae
Product: RAC serine/threonine-protein kinase-like
Exons: 10
Coding region: 618-1379 (253 amino acids)
Biological process (GO): peptidyl-serine phosphorylation; intracellular signal transduction
Cellular component (GO): cytoplasm; nucleus
Molecular function (GO): ATP binding; protein serine/threonine kinase activity
Source: RefSeq, a predicted model, not a curated record